Messenger RNA from Ictalurus punctatus (channel catfish), 2841 nucleotides. RefSeq names its product v-myb avian myeloblastosis viral oncogene homolog-like 2b (gene mybl2b). Gene Ontology annotation, cellular component: nucleus. The transcript has 15 exons. Gene Ontology annotation, molecular function: RNA polymerase II cis-regulatory region sequence-specific DNA binding; DNA-binding transcription factor activity, RNA polymerase II-specific. The coding region runs from base 243 to 2174 and encodes 643 amino acids. Lineage: Eukaryota; Metazoa; Chordata; Actinopteri; Siluriformes; Ictaluridae. The record is from RefSeq and is a predicted model, not a curated record. Gene Ontology annotation, biological process: regulation of DNA-templated transcription.
ACUCUCGGGAAAGUGUGCGAAAAAGAAGCGCGAGACAGAAGUAGUGGAGGCGGGCACAGAGCUCGCACCGUUCCGUGCUGUUUUAUCAUUAUUAGGCAAUUUAACGACGACUAAAUUUUUUAAAAUAAACAAAUUCAUCCGCGUGAUUGACAGAUGAUUGAGACUUAGCGCGCGACACCGCGUCCUGAAAUCGAGUUUAACCGGAAAAUCGGAGGUUAAAAAAACCCGGGGGCUGCUUGGGGAUGUCGUCUUGGUGGGCGCGCGGUGAGGACGCAGAGUGUCAGGACACUGACUCGGACGCAGCCGACCCGAAGGACUGCGGGAAAGUCAAAGUGAAGUGGACGCAGGAAGAGGAUGAUAACCUGCGAAAGCUUGUUCAAAGAAUAGGAACUGGUGACUGGAAAUACAUCGCGAGUUUUCUACCAAACCGCUCGGAACAUCAGUGUCAGCACCGCUGGUACAAAGUUUUGGAUCCAGACCUCGUCAAAGGGCCUUGGACUAAAGAAGAAGACGAAAAGGUGAUCCAGCUGGUAAAUAAAUACGGAAAUAAACAGUGGGCCGUGGUGGCCAAACACCUGAAGGGGCGAUUGGGGAAGCAGUGCCGCGAGCGCUGGCACAACCACCUGAACCCGGACGUGAAGAAGUCCUCCUGGACCGCGGACGAGGAUCUCAUCAUCUACAAAGCCCACUGCAUGCUGGGAAACCGCUGGGCCGAGAUCGCCAAGCUGCUGCCUGGAAGGACUGAUAAUGCUGUGAAGAACCACUGGAACUCCACCAUUAAGCGUAAGGUGGAGCUGGGGUAUUACACGGGCGUGGACACGACUCUGCACUUUAUUCACCAGCCUGAGGAAGGAGACGUCAGUGCUCAGCAGGACGCCGAUCCAAUGGAGGAUUUAUGCUACAGUGGAGAGCUGGAGGCUGCCGCUGUACCAGUGGUCACGCAGGAGUCUGUCGAUUCCGUACCUCCGAAAUCCGCUCCCGCCAACACGGCGUCCCCUAAACCCCCUCGAGCUCCAGCGACGCCCCCCAGCGACACCGAGAGCACGACCAACUCGAACUCCAGCGUCCCUGCCUGGGUGAACGAUGGCUCGGGCUUCCUGUCACCUUCGGCCACGCCCGCGCUGAAGGAGGUGAUGGACAUGAUGGACGGGGAUCUGGAGGGUUGGUGUAACCUGGCUGACUUUGAGCUCCCGGAGGAGCGUCAGAGCCCUGACGUGCUGCAGUUCCGGCUAGAGGGCAGCGCUCUGCACGAGCUCAGUAAGGGGAGUAAAGGCGAGCUCAUCCCCAUCUCACCCGGAGGAGCCACACCACCGUCCAUCCUGAGAAACCGCACACGCCGCCGCAUCGCCCUCUCCCCCGACGCCAACGACUCCAUGACCCCCAAGAGCACGCCGGUGAAGAUCCUGCCCUUCUCCCCAUCUCAGUUUCUGAACAUGUGGACCAAACAGGAUACGCUUGAUCUGGAGAACCCGUCUCUCACGUCCACUCCCGUGUGCAGCCAGAAAGCCAUUGUCACUACGCCGCUGCACCGAGACAAAACGCCGCUCACUCAGAAGGAGAACUCCGUCUUCAUCACGCCGAACCACAAGGCUGAUCUGGACAGGACGCCUCGCACCCCGACCCCCUUUAAAAACGCCCUGGAGAAAUACGGGCCCAUACGCCCACUGCCUCCAACACCCAACCUGGAGGACCUGAAGGAGGUUCUUCGCUCUGAAGCCGGGAUCGAGCUCAUCGUAAAGGAUGAGAGUCCGUCUGAACAGAAGCCCAAAGUGGUGCACCGGCCUCCCAUGAAGAAAGUGCGAAAGUCUCUGGCGCUGGACGUUAUAGACUGUAAGGAGCUGCGCCCUGCCAGACGCCAGCACUCCAAGCCUCCUGCCAAACCCAGCAGAAAGGCGGACCGUUCGCUCUCAUCCUCUUUCAACUCAUCGUAUACCGUUAAGAAGGAGGAGAACGUCCUCGACCAGGGAUUCAUUCUCGGGCCCAGCGAAAGCGGACCUAUGGCGAAACAAGCGCAGCCGAACCCCAACCCCGUACCGCCUGCUCCUAUGUCUCCGGCGUGGGAAGCGGUGGUUUGUGGCCGCACUACGGAUCAGCUGAUCAUGACGGAGAAGGCCAGGCGUUAUCUUCGCUCUCUGAAGUCGAAUGCACACAGCCGGGCCCUCAUCCUGUCCUGAGCCUGCACUUCUCCACAGUCUCCGAUUAUUGCAUUCUAAAAUGUUAUUAAAACAUAUGGCAUUUUCUCGUGUUGUGAAUUAAGAUGUAAAAAAAAUAUUUUGUUAAUAAUGUAAUUGUGAAAAAAAAAAGAUUUUGGGGUAAUGAAAACUGCAUCUUAGCAGUCAUGAUGAAUCUCUAAAGGUGCUUUUUAGUCUCUUGUCUCAGGUUAUCUCAAGAGUUUAACAUAUAUAUGGCCUUUAGUUUCAAUUUGUGUAUAUUUCAGGUUUUUUUCUUUUCUGAAACACUUAUCAGAAUAUCAGGAAUGUCAGAGGAAAGCAUCUGUGCUUUUAACUGGCACUGUUACUUUCUGUGGAAAUCGGUUCAUUACAGUUCAGGACUUAUUUCUCAUUUAUGUUUUUCCACCAUGGCUAUAUAGAAAUGGGUUUUAUCUGCCACAAUCAGUGCAUAGUAAAGAGCAUCCUGAAAACAGAUAGAUAGUUUUUUUUUCUUAAUACAUGACAUGUCCAGAUUUUGAAAUAACAUUUUCAUAUGUAACUUGCCUCAUGUCCACCUGUGGGUUAAUUCAUGAUCUGCUUCAAUUCUGUACAUGCUGUAACUGGAAAUAAAUUAAAUAAUAUUGCCCUGUUAUGUAAAAUAACCUAAAUAAAUAAAAAGCAUUGAGCUGAA